CGAGUGAUCAUGGGGCACAGCCGGCGGUCGACGACGCUCAUUGCGGUGGAGCUACCCAUCGCCUGCUCCUCUCGGGUUGGUUAUUUCGUGCAUCCGCUCAUCGAGAGGGAUAGCAGAAGAAAGAGGGCCGCUCGCGAGAGAGAUCGGGAGAGGGGGAGAUGGCGGAUGGGUUGGACUGGGAGUCGCUCACGGAGGCGACGUCUGGGGCGGUGGGGGCACUGGUGAGCACCACCGUGCUCUACCCCCUCGACACCUGCAAGACCAAGUACCAGGCCGAAGUCCAAUCCCACGGCCAGCGCAAGUACAGAAACCUUUCCGAUGUAUUAUGGGAGGCAAUUUCUAAACGCCAGUUUCUUUCACUCUACCAAGGACUCGGCACCAAGAAUUUGCAAUCUUUCAUCUCGCAAUUUGUUUACUUCUAUAGUUACAGCUAUUUAAAACGAUUGUAUUUGCGAAAGAGUGGCGCUAGAUCUGUUGGAACAAAAGCUAACUUGGUUGUUGCUGCUGCUGCUGGUGCUUGCACUGUUGUUGUAACUCAGCCACUGGAUACUGUGUCUUCCAAAAUGCAAACUAGUGCAUUUGGUAAAUCCAAGGGAUUAUGGGAAACUCUAUCAGAAGGAUAUUGGAGUGAAGCAUAUGAUGGUCUUGGCAUCUCUCUCCUUUUGACAGCAAAUCCUGCGAUUCAGUAUACAGUAUUUGAUCAGUUGAAACAUAGACUUCUGAGGAGACAAAGUAGUAAUGUAUUGCCAGCGAACACUGAAUCAUCUCCAGCAGCUCUUUCUGCCUCCGCAGCCUUUGUACUCGGAGCCAUCUCAAAGAGCCUGGCAACCAUCUUGACCUACCCAGCUAUUAGGUGUAAAGUCAUGAUUCAAUCUGCUAAUACAGAAGAUGAGUCCAAGAGUGACACCCAACCGAAACACCCCAAGACGAUGGUGGGUGCUUUAUCUUCUGUAUGGAGAAGAGAAGGUCUUCCUGGGUUCUUUAAAGGUUUGCAGGCUCAGAUUCUGAAAACUGUUUUGAGCUCUGCCUUGCUGCUGAUGAUAAAGGAGAAUAUCUCAAAGUCUACAUGGGUUGCAAUGCUUGCUCUCCGGAGGUUUCUGUUGGUUUCACAGAAGAGAAUCAAGAGCCACUAGAUGCAUAUUUUUUCAUAAUAACAUGGGUGAUCAAUAUCGAACAUAAACUUAUUGGAGAAAUCCAAAUUGGUAAUGUGGCAGCAAAAUUGAUCUGACAAUUCACUCGAGUUGUUAGUAUUAUCAUUUCUUCACCCAAAUGGCACCUUUAAUGGAGGUUCACAUGCGAAUAAUCCUGAGGAUGUCUGUUGGCUUGAAUCAUCCUGACUUUGCUGGCAACUUUUCAAUAAAUCAGGUGUGUGACAUUGGAUUCUA
Molecule: messenger RNA, 1385 nt
Organism: Musa acuminata AAA Group (dessert banana)
Lineage: Eukaryota; Viridiplantae; Streptophyta; Magnoliopsida; Zingiberales; Musaceae
Product: peroxisomal adenine nucleotide carrier 1
Exons: 5
Coding region: 159-1133 (324 amino acids)
Biological process (GO): ATP transport; peroxisome organization; ADP transport
Cellular component (GO): peroxisomal membrane
Molecular function (GO): ATP transmembrane transporter activity; ADP transmembrane transporter activity
Source: RefSeq, a predicted model, not a curated record